GUUGUAACUUCUUCUUCUUCUUGUUUCUUGUUUCUUUUUCGUUUUUCUUUUACAUUUUCAAUUAGAUUAUGACAAUUAACUUUAUUUGUAUCUUUAGUUACGAUAAUUAACUAUGAGAAUAUCCAAAUAAUGAGAAAUUGUUACCUUUCUGUUAACUGGGUGAUGGUUACAAUAACCACUCUCUGGUUAUCAUCUAAAAGUUUGGUUAAUUGUGCUUGUGUUAACCGGACCUUAAGUGAACCUUUACUUUAUCUUCAUCCGAGAGUAAUGUUAAUGUUGUUAAAAAUGUUGUUAAUCAAGUGAAUCUUAAAAGUGCCAAUAUUACGGAUUCUCAGUUACCUCCGUUUCCUCAGCGACAUAAUCCCUUUUUCUUUAGUGAUGAUGAAGAAGAGGACGAUGAUUCUGUCAAUGGAUUUGAAGAAUCAUCGGAUCAGGAAGGUUCGGGUGAUUCAGAUGGUGGAAGUGGAAGUCCAGGUGAUUCCAUUAGUGGUAAUGGUGGAAUAAAUUCCAAUUUCGAUCAUAAUCCAAUUGAUGGAAACAAAUUACAAAUUCCAAUUGACGUUGAUUCCAAUUCUUUAAGUAAAGACUCGUUUACCAGUAGAGGUUUUAAUAGAUCUUCUACUUUUUCCAAUCCAUCAUCAUCUUCAUCUUCGUCUUCAUCAUCUGUAUUUUUAUCUUGUUCAUCUUUAACAUUUUCAUCUCUAUGGAUAAUCAUUGGAAUCAACUUUUUGUUAAUUUCGUCAUCUAAUUGUUUCGUUGAUUUUAAUACCAGAUUGAGACUUUAAAUUUGGUUAAAUUGUUCGUAUUUGUAUUUUUAUUUUGGACUGUUAUUAAGGUUGAAUUAGUUGGUACUCACUGUUUACCUACGUGUUGAAUUGUGACCUAAUAACUGUCAUUCUUGUUGAUUUUAAAAACAUUUAAUUAACAUGAACACCUACACAAUUUGGUGCAAGUUAAUUAAAAAUAAUCGUUAAUUCUCACCACCAGAUGCCUCUAUUGUCGUAUCCAAACAGCUGCUUGGGUUAUGCUUUUUUCCUCCAUCCUUUUGGCAUAAUUGGAAAAUACUUGGAAUAAUUUUCAGCAUAAUUCCUAUUUCUUUUUGUGCUUCUUUUUUUGUUUAGUCGAAAAGCCGAAAAGUCGUUCAUCAACUAUACAAUAUGUCGGAACAACAGUUUUGUUUAAAAUGGAACAAUUUCCAUUCGAAUAUGAGUCAAGUUUUCAACAACAUGUUACAAAGUGAAAGUAUGGUAGACGUUACCAUAGCCUGUGAAGGUGCGAGUCUUAAAGCGCACAAAAUGAUUCUCGCUGCUUGUAGUCCAUUUUUCCAAAGUCUUUUCAUGUCUAAUCCAUGUAAACAUCCGAUUGUUAUUCUGAAAGAUGUCCGAUUUAUUGAUCUUAAAGCAACAAUUGAUUUCGUCUACAAGGGUGAAGUAAAUGUUACUCAAAAUCAACUUGGCUCAGUUUUAAAGGCAGCUGAGACCCUUCAAAUUAAGGGUCUAACUGAUGUGGUCAAUCGUCAACGAGAAUUGAAUUCAAAGGAAAUGGCAUCAGUUGAUCGGCCCAAGAAGAGGAAAAGGAAACAAAAGAAUAAUAAAACUUCUGAACCAUCACCAUCAGUCUCUUGUGAUGAAUCUUGUGGUGAAAAUGAAACUUUAAAUGUGAUUUCCGUUACAAUGGAAGAACGAACUGUUCCGAUUAAAAUAUUUCCAGUCCAAGGGCCGUCAAGAGAAAGUGAAGCAGUUGAACGAGAUGGAAGAGAAGGAAGAGAAGGAAGAGAAGGAAGAGAAGAAGAAGAAAUGAAUAUUAUUCAAGUUGCUCAAUCUGAUUCUCCUCCAGUUUCUUCUCAAACAAUUUUACCGACAACCGAAGUGACGGCGAUUGAACAAAAUGAUAUUAUCGUGGCUUCUGAUGCUUCAACUUUAAUUGAACAUCAUCCGGCGUUGAGACAGAUCACUUUUGAAGAUGUUACUCAGAAUCAAGUUUUACCAGUAGUAACAGUUACUGGGACAACUGAUCUCUCGCAAUUGAUUCUUGAGUCUGAAGAUGAACUUUCAGCUAAGAAACGGCGAUCUUCAAUGAGGAGAACAUCAGCUUUUGCUCGAGCUGUUCGUUAUCCUGAAGAAACAUUCUAUGAAUCUGGUAAUUGUCUUCAUUGCAAAGCCUGUGGAGAAGUGGUGAAUCAUAUGAAAGCUUCGGUCAUCAAGUAUCACAUUAAAAGCCAUAAACAUCAAUUGAAUAAAAAGAGACUCAUGCCUACAUGAGAUGAGUGAACAAUUUCCCAUGAAAAGAAGAUGAAUUUAUAUAUUUAGAUGAGCUGAAACUCUUCCCAUUUUAAUGAUUAUCGGUUUGUCCUUCCAUUUGAAACAUGAUCAUUCUAUAUGUAAGAAUCUACUCUUUCAUAAUCAAUUAUUAAUCAUUGAUAAAAACAACAGCCUAGUGAUUGUAAAUUCUGUAUAAAAUCUCAACUUGCCAUCAAAAUGUGAUAACUUUUUAUUGCGUUACUUUCAAAAAGUUUUUAAUAAUCAAAAGUUUUAAGAAAAUCUUUAAAUAUAUCGUUGAUUAAACGAUUAUUAUGCUGACCCUGUAAAGAAAAAUAUCAAAACUCAUGUUAAAGCUGAUUCACUCAUGAAUUAUUUUUGUAAAAAUGACACAAAAUUAAAAGAUUAUAUUUGAAAAAGCAAAACAA
Molecule: messenger RNA, 2686 nt
Organism: Panonychus citri (citrus red mite)
Lineage: Eukaryota; Metazoa; Arthropoda; Arachnida; Trombidiformes; Tetranychidae
Product: zinc finger and BTB domain-containing protein 17-like
Exons: 2
Coding region: 1158-2261 (367 amino acids)
Biological process (GO): regulation of transcription by RNA polymerase II
Cellular component (GO): nucleus
Molecular function (GO): protein binding
Source: RefSeq, a predicted model, not a curated record